This is a messenger RNA of Folsomia candida, 1341 nucleotides long. Its product is annotated as BLOC-1-related complex subunit 5. The coding region runs from base 323 to 1126 and encodes 267 amino acids. Gene Ontology annotation, cellular component: synaptic vesicle membrane; BORC complex; cytoplasmic side of lysosomal membrane. Gene Ontology annotation, biological process: positive regulation of anterograde synaptic vesicle transport; lysosome localization; organelle transport along microtubule. The record is from RefSeq and is a predicted model, not a curated record. The transcript is spliced from 3 exons. Lineage: Eukaryota; Metazoa; Arthropoda; Collembola; Entomobryomorpha; Isotomidae.
AAAGAAGCAAAAUACGUAAAAAUAAAUACAAAUGUAUUUUAAGCUUUCUCUUCUCUCCAAAUUAUUUAAACUUAAGGCAAUAAUUAAAUAACACAUUCAAGCAAUAACAUGGUGUGACUCAUAAUGCGAUUUAGACAGAAUUAUAUCUACAGGAUUGCCCAGAACACGAUUGGUAAAAAAGAUUAACAGGUGGAUUAUCUUGUUAUGUGCCUACUAUAUCUGGCCUUAAGCCUAGUAAAAAACGAUGAAGCAAACAACCUAUCGCCAGAUUUUACUUUUUAACUAACUCCUACGUCAUUUAAAAACUCCAACAACAUCAAAUAUGGGUGCACAACACAGCACCGUUGGGAGGACAAAAUCAUUGGACUACCACUUUAAUAAUGGUUCUGAACAAACUCUGGAAAGGGGUUCCGAUGAUUCUUUUAAUCCGCUGGACCAGAGGAGUAAAAGUACUCUUGUCAUUGUACACCAGCCAUCGACGUCAGACCCUGUCCAUGGCCCUGGACGUGUUGAAGAUGAUCCUCUGUUCAAAAAGUUGGACGAUUUGCCAAUGUUCGUUCCUCUGAUGCACGAAGUUGAAACUGGGUCCAAACUACUGUUCGGAGGAUCAAGAAAUCGAGCUUUGCAAGAAAUCCGCUCCAAACUUCAUCCUACACCCUUCAUAACAAUUGUUCGAUUGUAUGAGGAUAGACUAAAGAGACACGCUGAUUGCAUUAACGUUGAACAAGGGAGGUUAUCAAAAUGCAUCCGGGAAAUAGACAUAGACGUGGCCCACUUUUUUAAGACAUUGAUAGAGAGGCAGAAAAAAUUUGCAAAACAUGCAGAAAAUAUGGGGAAGAUGAAUGAUCUAACACACACGCUAACCAAGUGUCAAAGUAUGUUAAAAGAGUGUGAACGGAAUUUGCAAAUUCUGAAUGGAUUUUUGCCACAAGAAGACAGACUUGAACCUUUUUCAUGGCCAGAACUAGUUGAGAAUGUUGAGACCGAUCAAAAAAGCGAUGCUGGUAGUGGUGUCCAGGAUGAUAAGUGCAGUCCGGCGGCUGUCAAGUUAGUGCCAACAACAGAUUACAAAGCGAACUCAGAUGACGAGUCUAUUGAGAUAGCAAUGGAACAAGGAGAAAGCUAACUGUUGCUAUUAAUCUCUUUCAUCAUGCAACCUGUUUCUUGACGUGAAAUAAUGACAGACAAGGCUGUGAUUUAACAAUAUCAUGAAUGUUUCCUGCAUUACUACUAUCAAAUCAAAUAUUAACUUAAAAUAUUACCUUAAUUGUUAAUUGUCAUUUAUACACUUUACUUGACUACUUGACUAGCUCAAAAUAAUAAUACUGUCGUUUUAUUUAU